AUGAAAAAGGAUCUUGCUAACAUACCGUUUUUACAUACUGUUACAGGUGUCUGGUUCAAAAGAGAAGGAGAAUCUAAAUCAAUGAACGUUCGUGAAGAAUUCAGAGACAAGGAGAUAUUUAUUAAUUCAUUUAUCGAAAGUUUAAAACAAGAAGAGCGGGUAGUUCGUGGUAUAAAUGUUACAAGAAGAUUUCGUAGGUACCAAGAGGUUAUAGAGCUGCGUAAAUCAGCAGAAUUAACCUGGCAUGAUACUAUAAGUUGUUGUCGCAAACACAAAGCCGAUGAGAUGGACGAUGAUGAACGUGGCGUGGAUAAGGUGUUUGGGAUUGUCACUGAUGCGGAAAAAUGGUACUUUAUGUCAUGUACACUUGAUGAGAAGGGAAAGCCGUCAUUUGGGCUAUCGAAGCCAAUUUCUGUCCCCUAUAAUAACAAUGGGGAUAUGCAAAUUAAUGUAGAAAAGGUUCUUGGCCAUAUUGCAUGGCUGUUAAAAGAAACACAGAAGCCGAUCAAGGUAUCACCGAAUGGAGGGGAACAAAGAGUACUAAAGAAGCAUAAGCCAUCAUGUAAUCUUAAAAACACACAAAGCUAA
Dentiscutata heterogama is the source of this 588-nucleotide messenger RNA. NCBI's taxonomy places the organism in Eukaryota, Fungi, Glomeromycota, Glomeromycetes, Diversisporales, Gigasporaceae. The record is from the annotation of a GenBank genome assembly.